AUGUCCAAUCAGGGAGAGGUUUUCACAGGAGGUGCAACCACGUCUCAGCACGUGGACGCCGAGGACGACGACCAUUUCGAAAACACCACGUUUAAGCUAAAACGGACCCGUUCGCUCGGACUCUUAGACGAAUUCAUCGACCCCAGUGAGCAAGAGAAGAAGAUCGAGGCCCAGGCAGAAGCAAAGGAGCUGGAUAACGCUGGCAAGGACGAGGAGCUGUCUCAGGGUGGGACGAACACGGGACUCAGAGUCAACACCGAUGCCCCUCGGACAUCCACCACUACGCCAACGCCACCGUUCCUAACCAGCCCGGAACUCAUUCCUCACGACGACACUGACGUCUCCGCUGAGCCUUCCAGACAUGUGGACUACCUCUCGCACCAGUGGGAUGUGGCCGACAUCAGCAAGUCGUGGAGGUAUGUUAUCUCUCGUAGGAAGAGUGUUGCCAAUGCGGCUCGUUUGGAGAACGCCAGUUGGCGAACGUGGGCUCAGCGGCGCUCCAACCUCAAGACCAUCAGCCCGGAAGCAGUCAACUGGUCUAAGGAGAGCGAUGUCACUUGGCUCUACGGACCCAUUCUCGACGAUGAUGACCACGACCAUGGAGACGAAUCCCGUCCAGCAUCUGAAACUGCCACCAAUGCCGUGGCCGGCGAUGUCGCCAUUGCCCGCAGAACCUCGGGCCCCAAACCCAUCCUCAAAAAGCGUACCGUCGAGGACAUGAUGAUCAGCCACCUGAACUUGCGGAAGCUUGAGAUUGCAUCGGCUCGUGCUGACCAAGAGCAAAACCGUCGUGAAGAAGCUGAGCAUCAGGCUAGGCGAGAAGCUGCCGUCAAGGCCGGUGUGUCAGAGAGACCACCAGAGUACUUUGACUAUAAUGCCAUUUCCGCCAAGUUGAACUCACAGUACAAGAACUUCUCCCAAAAUAACUCCCAGAACAACUCAAGCGCCGAUUUGCCGGAACUUGAAGCCACCGCCUCGCAUGCCUCCGACCACUCUGAGGCCUCCCAGUACGGCUUAGAGAGACUUGUCUCACCGCAACACGACGCCCAUGCAUCUCCCUUACGAUCUUCCUUUGCUCAUUCACAGAAGCUUCCAAAACAAGACCGCCAUGUCAGGUUCAACGGCGAAGUCCGCCAAUGCAUUGCCAUUUCCGACCCAUCAGCACCCACAAGUUAUUAUGCUGAUUCUGAAGAUGAUGAUGAAGAGGAGGAGGUUGGGGACUACAAUCUAGGCAGCGAAAGCUACUAUGAAGAUACCGACAUGCACUCAUUGGACUCCGAAGGUGAGGACGAUGACGAUGAUGAUGAUGAUGAUGAUGACGAAGAGGGAGGCUUUUUCUUGAAGGUGCCCUCGUCUUCAAGUGCCAGCCACCAUCCCGGCUUGUACAAGAGAGAGGAUAAUAAACUUGAGAGAAAGGAUACGCCACACCCCUCGACCCUCAAACGCUACAGCACGAUUGAGUUACUUCCAUCCACAUCAUUGAACUACGGUACCUCUGACGAGGAGAGUGAUGACGAGAAUCCAUACACAUCCAGUUUAUCGCAUAAUGUGGGCAACUUCAGUAAUAGAGGCUACGACUACCACUACGAUUACAAUACAGUUUAUCAGGUGGAUCCCAACCAUGCCAUUUAUGGCUCGGGCGGGAGAGACAGGGCUCCCGACGUGGUCGACGUGCCAGAAAAUAUUGCAUUGGGAUCCAACUUCGAUUAUGAAAUUAUCGAAAACGAGGAUAUCCGCAACUUUGAUAAUGCCCUCUUGAUGUCAUUAACUGUGCCAAAUCCAUUCUCUUUAGAUGGGAGUGACUCGAGCUCUGACAGCGAUAGCGAGGAAGAGGGACUCUCAAUCAGCGCACGCAACUCAAGCUCGUCGCUUGCACAGCUGGUGUUUGGUGGUGGCAUGACUGCUACAGAAAACAAGCAGGACGAAUCCAACUAUCCUGAACAUAUUAACAAGCCUGAUGAACCUCUGGAGGGUCACAUUUCCGAAAUCAACCCAAGGCAUUCUUCAACAAGCUUGCUGAAACAGCCACAUUCUUCGAGUUCGCUUUCUGGCCAAUUUUUCUCCGGAUCUGGCGGACUUUCGAAGACAGAGUCCAGGUCCGAAGAGCCAAGCGCAUUAUCGGACAUGUUCUUCAACCCAACGCCGAAGAAAGGCAUCGCCAUUGCCCCUCACACCACAUCUGAGAAUGCGUUUCUGGGAAAGGCAUCUCCUACUCCACCCGUCGUGAAACAACCAUCCAGAGGUGGAUUUGUGCUUGAGUCGGACUCUGACUCCGACUCGGAGGUUGAAGAUGCCCGUCCACCAUCCGAAGGCGCGAAGAGUCCUGAUAGCUAUUCCUCGUUGUAUAAGGUUGCUGGUGAGAAUGGCCUCAACGUCUCGUCGUCAGACUCCGAUGAAUCCAAUAAUCAAAGGCGAGGUAAGGGCUGGGUGACAAGGUCCCACUCCAAUGAUGACUCCGAUGGCAAAUGUGAGCUAGUGGGAACCUUUUCCCUCAUUACUCAGGCAUUCCUAGGCCUUCUUUGCCUUCUGUCACUUCUUAUCAAGCGAUUUUAUGAGUAUCCAGUCAGAAGAACCUGGCCAGUCUGGAUUUUUGAUGUUUCUAAACAGGUUAUCGGAGCUUUUGGGGUUCACGUCUUCAACGUUCUACUAUCAAUUAUCAAGACACUGCCAGAAGAUUUGGUCAAAGCUGUCGAGGAUGAGAGCGGGGAUCCUUGCGAUUGGUACUUCCUAAGCAUUGUAUUUGAUUGCACCAUUGGCGUGUACAUUCUUUAUCUAGUCUUCCGGUGCUUCAACUGGUUUUGCAAGACCCACCUCCACAUGACACAGAUUGAAUCUGGUCAAUACGGUCCAGACCCACACAAUCCUAGCAGACGGGCGUACAUGAAGCAGCUUGGUAUCUACUUCAGUGCGUUGAUGGCGACUAAGUUCAUCUUGUAUGGGCUUGUGGAGUGCUUCGAGACGCAACUCCUAUGGAUCACAAGCAAGAUUCUUCUUGCAUGGCUCGACGAGUAUCCCAACGAAUUUGAGAUUUUUGUUGUGAUGUUCUUGGUACCCAUCUUCAUGAACUGCUUGCAAUUGAUCUUGAUCGACAACUUCAUUCAAAAUCAGGUCAUUUAUAGAACCAACGCUCGGCGUCAUAGAGGUGACAGGGAGAUCGCCACCAGUGCUGACUUGGAGAGAGAAGGCGACAACCUUUUGCCAAAACGGUCACUUCAGGCAGAUCAAAACACUCGUUAUGGGUCUACAACUUAG
Candidozyma duobushaemuli is the source of this 3252-nucleotide messenger RNA. RefSeq lists its product as uncharacterized. Gene Ontology annotation, cellular component: membrane. Lineage: Eukaryota; Fungi; Ascomycota; Pichiomycetes; Serinales; Metschnikowiaceae. Bases 1 to 3252 code for a protein of 1083 amino acids. The transcript is spliced from 5 exons. The record is from RefSeq and is a predicted model, not a curated record.